Messenger RNA from Dovyalis caffra, 990 nucleotides. Lineage: Eukaryota; Viridiplantae; Streptophyta; Magnoliopsida; Malpighiales; Salicaceae. The record is from the annotation of a GenBank genome assembly.
AUGUUGAACUUUCCAUUCCCUUUGCUUACCACAGGAACCUUCAGCAUGGAGAUAGGUACUGCAAGGUGUUGUAUUGGCAAGCAAGUACCAUGGUUCUCAUGGAAUUCACGAACGUUAGAUGGGGAAAGUAUCCAUAAGCUCCCUUAUGAUGUGGUUGGUUGCAUCAUUAAGCCAAACAACCCAAGGUUGGCUCAUUCUCAUCAAGGCUUUGUUAGAAAAAAAUGGAUGAGCAAUGUAUUGUGGAGAACAUAUACCAUGCCUUUUAGUUUGGAAGAAUCUUCAUCAGUACAGCCAGAAGAUUAUUCAGUUGAUGAAGAGAAUACAUCUGAGGAUUCACCAGAAGAGCCUCUUGAUCAACCAUUGAGUAGUGAUGAGUUGAAUGCACUGCUGCUUGAUUCUCAGAGAGAAAAACUUACAAAAAAACUAAGUGAAGCCAAUCAGCAAAACCGGUUUCUCAAACGACAGCUCCAUGUAACGGAGGGUGCUCUCGUUAACUUCAAAAGUGAACUUGCUGCGAUAGAACUUGAAAUUCAGGGUUUAGUCAUGCUCGCUGAAGAAAUAGCUCAAUAUGAAAUUCCAGAAGGGUCAAGAAAGAUAAAAGGGAAAUACAUACAAUCUCAUCUUCUUUCCUGCUUAGGAGCUCUACAACGAAAAUUGAAGCAACAAACAAAGGAUGUGGAGGCUGUGCAAUCCAAGGAGGUUUCCUUGCUCUGGUGUGGCAUGGCAGAGUCUGUGCAAGUAAUGGGCACCUUUGACGGUUGGAGUCAAGGGGAACACUUAUCACCAGAGUAUGAUGGUUCUUUCACCAAGUUCGCAACAACAUUAAUGCUUAGACCUGGAAGGUGUGAUUCUAUUGAUCAGCUACCCAGAUUCUAUUCAGUUAUUCGGUAUGAAAUCAAAUUCUUGGUGGAUGGAGAGUGGCAAUUGUCUCCGGAGUAUCCUACCGUCGGCGAGGGACUAACAGAAAAUAACUUGCUGAUUGUUGAGUAG